AUGGGUGAGGCAACCCGUGUUCGCGGACCUGCUGCGCCCGCCACCGCGGCGCCAGGAGUCGGCCCAUUGAGUUGCGCCAAUUGCCAUACUACCACCACGCCACUGUGGCGACGGGACGAUUCUGGGAAUAAUAUCUGCAACGCGUGUGGUCUCUACCAAAAGUUACAUGGGAGCAGGCGCCCCGUGACUAUGAAAAAGGCUGUCAUCAAGCGUCGCAAACGU
Molecule: messenger RNA, 222 nt
Organism: Dacryopinax primogenitus
Lineage: Eukaryota; Fungi; Basidiomycota; Dacrymycetes; Dacrymycetales; Dacrymycetaceae
Product: glucocorticoid receptor-like protein
Exons: 2
Biological process (GO): positive regulation of transcription by RNA polymerase II; negative regulation of transcription by RNA polymerase II
Molecular function (GO): zinc ion binding; DNA-binding transcription factor activity, RNA polymerase II-specific; RNA polymerase II cis-regulatory region sequence-specific DNA binding
Source: RefSeq, a predicted model, not a curated record